Halichondria panicea is the source of this 1154-nucleotide messenger RNA. Its product is annotated as ATP-dependent (S)-NAD(P)H-hydrate dehydratase-like. The coding region runs from base 45 to 998 and encodes 317 amino acids. Gene Ontology annotation, biological process: metabolite repair. Lineage: Eukaryota; Metazoa; Porifera; Demospongiae; Suberitida; Halichondriidae. The record is from RefSeq and is a predicted model, not a curated record. Gene Ontology annotation, molecular function: ATP-dependent NAD(P)H-hydrate dehydratase activity. The transcript has 8 exons.
CGUGACUAGUAAACUUGAUGACCAUGGGUACAUAGGUCUAUAGAAUGGCAGUCAUGGCAGUAGUCGACAUGCAGGCGUCCUUGCUACAAGCAGUGCGAUCCAUCGUCCCUCCUCUCAGCCAUGCCUCACACAAGGGACAGGCAGGCAGGAUUGGAGUCAUAGGAGGAUCACUAGAGUACACAGGAGCCCCGUACUUUGCUGCAAUCACUGCUAUGAGAGCUGGUGCUGACCUGAGUCAUGUGUUCUGUCCAGAGGAGGCUGCCCCUGUCAUCAAGUCAUACAGCCCAGAGCUAAUAGUGCAUCCACUUUUGAAUGCUAGCGGAGAUAUGAGCAGUGUAUUGGAGGGUGUGUCCCAGUGGUUACCACGGCUCAAUGCACUGGUAGUGGGUCCAGGACUGGGUAGAGAGGCCUCUCAGAUGACCAACGUCAAGCACUUGUUGCAGAGGGCGAGAGAAAGACAGAUGGAUAUGGUCAUAGAUGCUGAUGGCCUGUACCUAGUGACCCAGUCCCCCGAGUGUGUGACUGACUACUCUAGAGUCAUCCUCUCUCCCAACGCUAUCGAGUUCCAACGCCUUUAUCACAAAAUGUUUGGACAUAAUCCUGAGCCUAGUGGGGACAUGCAGGAGCAAACUAGAGCCCUGGCCGAGACGCUGGGUAACCUCACCAUACUCAGGAAGGGAGCGACCGACAUCAUCAGCAAUGGCCAACAAGUGAUCGAGUGCACAGAGGUGGGUUGUCCUCGUCGGUGCGGUGGUCAAGGAGACCUACUCUCUGGACUCACUGCACUGCUCUACUUCUGGGCCAGACAGGCACAAGACAGGUUGUCCUCAGAUACUUCUCUACCGCCUUCAAUGGUGGCCUGCUUUGGAGCGAGCUUCCUGAUUAAGAAAUGUGCUGAACAAGCAUUUAACAAACACCACCGCUCAAUGCUAGCCGGAGAUAUGGUCACUGAAAUACCGACAGCGUUUCAGAAAUAUCUAGAAUUAACGGAACAAUGACUGAACUUUUUUUACACAAUCAUCUUUGCACAAUAAUUAUUGAUCAUUAUUAUAAUGCACUCAUGACUGUUCAGUGCUAUCUGUUUUGCAUGAUAUUAUAUAUCUGUGAGACCUAGUCUUGUGAUGUGCUAUGUCCAAUAUAUCUGUGAGACCUAG